Abrus precatorius (Indian licorice) is the source of this 1807-nucleotide messenger RNA. RefSeq lists its product as uncharacterized. The record is from RefSeq and is a predicted model, not a curated record. Gene Ontology annotation, molecular function: kinase activity; ATP binding. Lineage: Eukaryota; Viridiplantae; Streptophyta; Magnoliopsida; Fabales; Fabaceae. The coding region runs from base 1 to 1536 and encodes 511 amino acids. The transcript has 9 exons.
AUGGGAGAUAUGCAGAAAGAUCUUAAUGCCAAACCAAGUUUCACACAGAUCAUCGUAGCCUCUUCUAUUGGAUUGAUAUUUGCAGUGGCCAUGCAUUAUCGUCUUAAAAAGAUUAGAGAUCGAAAGAUCAUCCCACAUCUAAGAUCAUCACGCUCAGGCCACUUACCAAAGCUUGAAAGGUUCUCACAUUACGUAGCUAGGCAAAUGGGGUUCAAAGACAGGAGGAGUUGUCCUCAUCUAUGUAGAUUGGCUUCCGAAUACAUAAGGAAAUGCGAGGGAUGCGAAGAUGAUAUAUAUGCCUUCUUUGAGAAGGAACCAGAUGCGGAUUCACUGUAUGUGAAGCUGGUGGAGGAGUUUGAGAGAUGCAUUCUUAGUUACUUUGGAUUCCAUUGGAACUAUGGUGAUGUAAUAAUGAGUCAGGUGUUGAACUCGGAAAAUGAGCCAAAGAAGAAGCUCAAGCACAUAGUUAUGGCAGCAACUAGGGAACAAAGGAUCGAGAGAGUUGCGAAGAAUCUGAAGGUUGCUAGUGUUUUUAAUACAUUGGUAGAAGAGAUGAAAGCAAUGGGAAUUGCUGCAACUGAUGACUCUCAAUGUACAGAGGUGAUGGCUCCAGUAGCUCAUAGCGAUAGGAGCCCAGUGCUUCUCCUAAUGGGGGGAGGUAUGGGUGCUGGCAAGAGCACUGUGCUCAAGGACAUUCUCAAAGAACCUUUCUGGGCAGGAGCAGCAGGGAAUGCCGUAGUCAUUGAGGCAGAUGCCUUCAAAGAAUCAGAUGUCAUCUAUAAGGCCCUUAGCUCAAGAGGUCACCAUGACAUGAUUCGAACAGCAGAACUGGUACACCAAUCAUCCACAGAUGCAGCCUCAUCCCUCCUGGUAACAGCACUGAAUGAGGGGCGGGAUGUUAUUAUGGAUGGCACACUCUCCUGGCUACCAUUUGUGGUGCAGACAAUAACAAUGGCCAGAAAUGUUCAUCGACGCCGUUACCGCAUGGGAGCUGGCUACAGGGUGAACAAAGAUGGAACUGUAACUGAAAACUAUUGGGAACGAACUGAAGAUGAAGAACCUGAACAGGUUGGAGGCAAGAAGAGAAAACCAUAUAGGAUAGAGUUGGUUGGAGUAGUAUGCGAUGCUUAUCUUGCAGUCGUUAGAGGCAUAAGGAGAGCAAUCAUGUGCAGAAGAGCAGUGAGAGUAAAGUCACAAUUGAAAUCCCACAGGAAAUUUGCCGAGGCAUUUAUGACUUACUGUCAACUAGUAGAUAACGCACGGCUAUAUUGCACAAACGUGUUGGAAGGCCCAGCCAAGUUGAUAGGAUGGAAAGAUAGAGACAAGACACUGCUCGUUGAUCCUGAUGAAAUCGACUGUUUGAAGAGGGUUGCCAAAUUGAACGAAGAUGCCGACUCCAUUUAUGAACUUUACAAGCAUCCCAACCCAGCUUGUGAAGCUGGAUCGGUAUGGAAAGACAUUGUGUUAUCUCCUUCAAGGUUGAACAUCCAACAGGAGCUCAAGUUUUCGAUCCAAAAGAUUGAGAGCUUGAAAUGACAAAACACCAUGGUGACCAGAGGAAAUUUUUCAACAUUUAGCUUUAAGAAGUGGAUCAGGAGAGGAAAACCACCUCGAGUAGGCAAGAAAUGCGUGGUGCUAAAAUUUGGGAUUGGGAUCAAGAAGACUAUUUACCAUUAAUAUAUACACAAACAACAUUUAGCCUUAAUCUUACAGGACUUUUCAACUUAUUUUACAGGAAAUUGCGAACACAGACACUACCCAAUAUGCAGCAAAUAUCCGGACACAGCAUAACAGUCAAACUGAUCAA